Molecule: messenger RNA, 828 nt
Organism: Rangifer tarandus platyrhynchus (Svalbard reindeer)
Lineage: Eukaryota; Metazoa; Chordata; Mammalia; Artiodactyla; Cervidae
Source: the annotation of a GenBank genome assembly
AUGGAGAACACUGAAAAUUCAGUGGAUUCAAAAUCCAUCAAAACUUCAGAGACAAAGAUCUUACAUGGAAGCAAAUCAAUGGACUCUGGAAUAUCCUUGGAAGAGAGAUACAAAAUGGAUUAUCCUGAAAGGGGUGUAUGUAUAAUAAUUAAUAAUAAGAACUUCCAGAAAGAUACUGGCAUGGAAUGUCGAUCUGGUACAGACGUGGAUGCAGCAAACAUCAGGGAAACCUUCAUGAACUUGAAAUAUGAAGUCAGGAUUAAAAAUGAUCUUACAUGUAAAGAAAUGUUGGAAUUAAUGAGCAACGUUUCUAAAGAAGACCAUAGCAGAAGGAGCAGUUUUAUUUGCGUACUUCUAAGCCAUGGUGAAGAAGGAAUCAUUUUUGGAACAAAUGGACCUGUCAGUCUGAAAAAAUUAGCAAGUUUCUUCAGAGGGGACUAUUGCAGAAGUCUGACUGGAAAGCCCAAACUUUUCAUUAUUCAGGCCUGCCGAGGCACAGAACUGGACUGUGGCAUCGAGACAGACAGUGGUGCUGAGGAUGACAUGGCCUGUCAGAAAAUCCCGGUUGAGGCAGACUUCUUGUACGCAUAUUCUACAGCACCUGGUUACUUUUCCUGGCGAAACUCAAAGUAUGGAUCCUGGUUCAUCCAGGCUCUUUGUGAGAUGCUGAAAAAGUACGCUCGCGACCACGAGCUCAUGCACAUUCUUACUCGGGUUAACCGAAAGGUAGCGAUAGAAUAUGAGUCCUUCUCCACUGAUUCUACUUUUCAUGCAAAGAAGCAGAUUCCUUGUAUUGUGUCUAUGCUCACAAAAGAUCUGUAUUUCUAA